This is a messenger RNA of Elephantulus edwardii (Cape elephant shrew), 2568 nucleotides long. RefSeq names its product TAF4b RNA polymerase II, TATA box binding protein (TBP)-associated factor, 105kDa (gene TAF4B). Gene Ontology annotation, biological process: transcription initiation at RNA polymerase II promoter; DNA-templated transcription. Gene Ontology annotation, cellular component: transcription factor TFIID complex. The transcript has 16 exons. Lineage: Eukaryota; Metazoa; Chordata; Mammalia; Macroscelidea; Macroscelididae. The coding region runs from base 1 to 2568 and encodes 855 amino acids. Gene Ontology annotation, molecular function: protein heterodimerization activity; DNA binding; RNA polymerase II general transcription initiation factor activity. The record is from RefSeq and is a predicted model, not a curated record.
AUGCCGCAGUAUUCCACCAGCAGUCAGUCGCUCCCACGUGCUAGGACUUUGGCAACCGGCCAUUCCACCUUCUCCGCUUCUAGGGAAGAGUCUACUGCACCUAAAAGCCGUCCCUCUUCACGUCACGAACGUGGUUCCUCCGUCCAGCCAAUCAGACCGCCGGAUUCCGGGGAAAGCCCGGGGGCGAUGCAGGGUCUGGGCGCGUGCGCGAAGUUUCCGCGUGGCUAUAUAAACAUGGCUGGCGCGGUGAGCCGGCAGAGCGGUGGGGUGUGUGCUCGCGCUCCGGCCAACGCGGUCCCUAAACCUAGUGGACCCCAGCUGCCCGCUCCGCAGCUGGUCACCGCCGCCAAAGCCCCCAGCACCACGAUCCUGUUGCCUGCCAACAUUCAACUUCCUCCAGGAACUGUUGUCAUCAAAAGUAAUAAUGGUCAGUUGAUGUUGGUGUCUCCUCAGCAAGCUGUAACAAGACCUGGAGUUAUUAAUAACGUAACUUCAAGGCCAGCAACGCCUGUAAAUAUGCAAACAAUCAAAACCUCUACGGUGCCGAAUUCAAGCUCACAAUUAGUGAAGAAGGUGACAGUGGUACCUGUUAACAAAAUGGCACAAGUUGGAACCACUGUGGUGACUACAAUUACAAAGCCUUCCUUAGUACAAUCUGUGCCUGCACCCAGCAAUGUUGUCCCAGUUACAGUGAUGAAGCCAGUGAAUACUGUAACUACCCUAAAACCUUCAAAUCUUGAACUCUCAUCCACCAAAGCCCCAGAACCCAUUCUCCAAACAGAGAACUCAGGAGGUGUUCAGACUAACCUUUCUUUGGCAAUGCAAGAAAAUGUGAAGAAAUGUAAGAACUUCCUUGCAAUGUUAAUAAAACUUGCAUGUAGUGGAUCCCAGUCCCCAGAAAUGGGGCAGAAUGUGAAGAAUUUGGUGGAACAACUUUUGGAUGCAAAAAUUGAAGUAGAAGAAUUUACUAGAAAACUGUAUGUUGAACUCAAAUCUUCACCUCAACCUCAUCUAGUCCCGUUUCUUAAGAAAAGUGUGGCUGCCUUACGACAACUUGUUCCUAACUCGCAGAGCUUUAUUCAGCAGUGUUUUCAGCAGACUUCUAGCGAGGUCCCUGCUACCUGUGCCACGACGGGGAGUUCUUCGGUGGUGACACCUGCCCCUUCGUCCGCCCAGUCUGAAAAGACCGCUGUUUCUGGGGCCACAGCCCCCAGACCUGUGUCUGUCUGCUCCCAGAACCCACCUGCGGGUCUAAAGGAAGCGAACAGCGGCCCUGCUGUGAGGCCAGGCGGAGCUGCAGCUGCAACUGUUUUGCUUCAGACUUCAAAACCGCUUGUCAAUUCUGGACCAAACAGAACGGUGUCACUUCAGCCUGAGAACCCAGUUGUUUCCGGAGCGGCCGUAUCUUUUGGAGAAGCUUCCACCGCAACUCUUUGUCUUCCUACUAUGAAACCUGCUGCUGCUUCCUCUGGGACCCCAUCAGACAAGCCUACUGUGGACACGCCUGUUCAAAUCAAGCUUGUGCAGUCCAGCUCUGUCCUUCCGCAGGCAGUUCAACAAAAGCAGCUAGUAGUCCAACAGCCUUCAGGAGGCAUCCCAAAACAAGUGACUACACUGUCCCAUUCUUCACCAUUGACCAUUCAGAAGCCUGGACAAAAGAAGAUGCCAGUUGACACUGUAAUAUCGACCAGCCAGUGUUCUCCAGCUUCUAUUCUAAAGCAGAUUACUCUACCAGGGAAUAAAAUUCUGUCAUUUCAACCAUCAUCUCUUCAGAAAAAUAUGAUAAAAGAGAAUGGAACUGCACCCUUCAGAGAUGAAGAUGACAUCAAUGAUGUGACUUCCAUGGCAGGGGUCAGCCUCAAUGAAGAGAAUGCCUGCAUCUUAGCAACAAGCUCUAACUUGGUCGGCACACUUAUUCGUUCUUGUAAGGAUGAACCAUUUCUUUUCAUUGGAGCUCUCCAAAAGAAAAUUUUAGACAUUGGUAAAAAGCAUGACAUUACAGAACUUAAUUCGGAUGCUGUGAAGUUGAUCUCCCACGCAACGCAGGAGCGUUUACGAGGCCUUCUAGAAAAACUAAGUGCAAUUGCUCAGCAUCGAAUGACAACUUACAAGACCAGUGAAAACUACAUCUUGUCUAGUGAUACCAGAUCACAGCUCAAGUUUCUUGAAAAGCUGGAUCAAUUGGAGAAACAGAGAAAGGAUUUAGAAGAAAAAGAAAUGUUGUUUAAAGCAGCCAAGAGUCGUUCCAAUAAAGAAGAUCCAGAACAGCUGAGAUUAAAGCAGAAAGCCAAAGAGUUACAACAGUUGGAGCUUGCACAGAUACAGCAAAGGGAUGCCAAUCUCACAGCUCUUGCAGCUAUUGGACCAAGGAAGAAGAGACCAUUAGAGUCUGGAAGUGAGGCCAUAAAAGACAACCUCCUUGCAUCUGGGACAUCCAGCCUGACAGCCACCAAACAGUUUCUUCGCCCAAGAACCACGAGAGUCUGCAUCAAGGACUUGAUAUUCUGUCUGGAGCAGGAAAGGCAGAUGAGGAAUUCACGCAUUCUGUACCUGGCUCAUCUGAAGUGA